AUGCGGUCACGUAACCACGAGACCGCUGACGAGAAGAAUCAAGUUCUCACCACCAAUGUCUGGCUGCAGAUGUACUGGUAUGACCAUUACUUGCGAUGGAACGAAUCUGACUUUCCCGGGGUGAAGACGCUGCGUUUCUCGGCCGACCAGGUGUGGAAACCCGACAUCCUUCUCUACAACAGUGCCAACGAGGAAUUCGACUCCACCCUCCACACCCAUGUCUUGGUGAAUUCCAGCGGUUACUGCCAGUGGCUUCCCCCAGGGAUCUUAAAAAGCACCUGUCGAAUCGACGUCCGCUGGUUCCCCUUUGACACCCAAAAAUGCGACCUCAAAUUUGGCUCCUGGACUCACGACGGCUGGCUGCUCGACCUCCGUAUGCUGGAGAGCGACACGUCCAGCUACGUCUCCAACGGCGAGUGGGACCUUGUGGGUGUCCCUGGCAGCGAGAACCGGGUUUUCUACGACUGUUGCCGGGAGCCCUACCUGGACGUCACCUUCGUGGUCAUUAUGCGCCGCCGGACGCUGUACUACGCCCUGAACAUGCUGGUGCCUUGCUUGCUCCUUUCGGCCGUGACAUUUCUGGUCUUCCUCUUGCCCGCCAAUUCCGGGGAGAAGAUUUCUCUGGGCAUCACCGUGCUGCUGUCACUCACCGUCUUCAUGUUGCUGGUGGCCGAAGUGAUGCCAGCCACCUCCGACUCGGUGCCACUGAUAGGGCAGUAUUUUGCCAGCACCAUGGGUAUGGUAGGUCUCUCUGUGAUGACCACCGUUUUCGUCCUCCAGUACCAUCACCACGAUCCCGAGGGAGGAUCCAUGCCAAGAUGGGUCCAGGUGCUGGUGCUGAACUGGGGCGCCUGGCUCUUGAGGAUGCGCCAACCAGGAGAAGAACCCGGGAGAAGCCCCCCCUGUGCCCCCAGUUUGCUGAGCUGCAGCUCGGACAACAGUGAUGGAGAAGGCAGCCCACCGACCCAUCCAGCUGGGCCCAUCGCCAAUGGACACUUGGUCUAUGCGGGGAUCCCCAUUGCUGCCGUCGCGCCUGCCCCCUUCCCCACCAAACCCCCGGACAUACCCCGUCCCUUCCUCUUCUCCCCGGAACCUCCCUCCUCCGUCCCAGAGGACCCUCUUUCCGCCCUCCACUUGAGCUCCAUCCUGAAGGAGCUGAGAUACGUGGCCCAACGCUUCCGCAGCCAAGACGUCGCGCGAGCCACCUGCAAUCAGUGGAGGUUUGCCGGGGCCAUCAUUGACCGACUCUGCCUGGUGCUCUUCGCCCUCUUCCACAUCGUCUGCUCCAUCGCCAUCCUGAUGGCAGCCCCCAACUUCGCCGAGGCCAUCACCAAGGACUUCCUCUGAGGCGCCGGGGUGCCACGUCUUCUGAGGGCCUCCUUGAGAUGGGGAGAAGGGCCUCCCCUGGAUGGAGAAAGACGGGGCUGGCCAGAGACCUUCCUCCUCGUGCAUGCCACAACGACCCGGAUUUUGUG
Molecule: messenger RNA, 1475 nt
Organism: Notechis scutatus (mainland tiger snake)
Lineage: Eukaryota; Metazoa; Chordata; Lepidosauria; Squamata; Elapidae
Source: RefSeq, a predicted model, not a curated record